Messenger RNA from Haplochromis burtoni (Burton's mouthbrooder), 2139 nucleotides. RefSeq lists its product as uncharacterized. The transcript has 3 exons. Bases 502 to 2139 code for a protein of 545 amino acids. The record is from RefSeq and is a predicted model, not a curated record. NCBI's taxonomy places the organism in Eukaryota, Metazoa, Chordata, Actinopteri, Cichliformes, Cichlidae.
AUUAUUAUUAUUUGGUGUGUUGUCUGCACUGCCCCUGUGCACAUCUGUAUGUAGGCAGGUAUGUGUGUGUGUUUUGCCUUUCUGCUGUGGCCAAGUUACAGGCACCUUCAGCCCUGGGGGCGUGGUCUAACUUGUGGGCUGGCCACACCCGAAGUCCUGGCCGCACACCUGCUCCUCAUCUGGGCUCGUCGGGGGAGCUAUUUAGAUGAGCGAUGGAGCUUCCACCGACGCUGGAUUAUUGCGUUUGACUACACGAGGAGUGUGGGACGAGAAGGAGCAGUGAGCACGGGGAGUGCAGAGACACUGGGGCAGAGAGCACUACACGGGGACUUUUGGGAAGAAGACACUACACGGGAGUCUGGGAAACUGGGGAUUUAUUGUUGUUUAUUUUCACCACCUUGUAAAUAAACACUGUUGCACUGAAGAGUCCGGCGUUUGGGUCCUAUUUCCCCAUCUCCCCACGGUCUGCCAGCCAGACCGUGACAGAAUAAUCCAGCCAUUAUGGGCCCAGCGGACUCAAGGACUGUCUCACAGGGGGAAUUGCUCGCCCAGCUCUGGAAAUACUGUCGGAGCAUUAUCCAGGCGGCAGAUCCACAUCUGAGACACAUGCAGGUCGUAUUUUUCGAUGCCUUCCUUUCUUCAACCACCUGUUCUAUGAGUUUUCUGGACAUUGCAAAGCUAAUUCAAAUUGUAACUGUGUUGAGGGCUAGCUCUAGCUUUGAACUGUUUGGUUUAGGCUGUCCGGGCAAGGAGGAUGCGGCUGCCUCCCUGGCAGCCCUCGCUGCCUGGUUUUUUCUUAAUGGGCGGAAGGUUUUCCCACCGCCGCUUGCUGCUCACCUAUUGGACCCUCCACUGCAAGGAGGACGGCGCCCUACUCCAUCUCCUCUCACUUCUUCAAUGACCUCUGUGUCAGCAGACCAAAGACCGACAGUGCUGGUCACCACAGUGAGUAAACCGGACCCUGUCAUUUUAACUAAUCCAGUCACAGAUGAACAGGGGACAGGUCCCUUUGCCCCGCCAACACGAAAGAGACGGCGCCGGCGUCAUCCUCGCCAAACCGAAGCUCACUUCACUCCUGUGGUUUGGGAAGAACCAGCUGACUCUGGACUGAUCGCACGAGGAGCCGCGGACCCAGUGCUAGAACAUGAGCCUGCCACUACAGACAAUCGGGAGGCUGAGAUUCUCCCCAGGGCUUCCCCAGAGGCUGAACUGGAGGCCUCAGUUGCCUCUGGCCCCCUGGAAAUUGCUGAGCCAGCGGUAACAUUGUUUUCCUCUCCACCCUUCAUGUUGGACAUAUCACCCUCACUUCAAUUAGCUGCCCAGCUAGUCAGUCGGUCAUCAUCUGUUCCACCUUCCACAUCCACUGCUCUGCCACCGCAUCCACCGCCUGCUGCUGCCAUGUCGCCAUCGUCACCGCCGGGUGACCGGCUCAGCGUGCGGGGGGAUCCCGCGCCGCAGCCGGAGGUGCUCAGCGAGCCGGAGGAGCCCGCACCGCCAGCUGGGGAGCUCAGCGAGCCGGAGGAGCCCGCACCGGAGCUCAGCGAGCGGGAGGAGCUCAGCAUGCCCGAGCCGGAGCUCAGCGAGCGGGAGGAGCUCAGCAUGCCCGAGCCGGAGCUCAGCGAGCGGGAGGAGCUCAGCAUGCCCGAGCCGGAGCUCAGCGAGCGGGAGGAGCUCAGCAUGCCCGAGCCGGAGCUCGCGCUGCCAGCCGAGGAGGAGCUCGCGCUGCCAGCCGAGGAGGAGCUCGCGCUGCCAGCCGAGGAGGAGCUCGCGCUGCCAGCCGAGGAGGAGCUCUGUGAGCCGGAGCAGCCCAGCGAGCCACCCACUGAGAAGCCCGCACCGCUGCUGGCGGACCUCAACGAGCCGGAGGGACCGGCGUUGCCAGCAGAGGAGCUCAGCGAGCUUGGUGAGCCUGCGCUGCCACCGGAGGAGCUCGGAGGUCCGGAGGGAUCCGCUGAGCCAGAGCUGGAGGUCUGCGUGCCGGAGGGGCCGCCACGUCCUGCAGCCCGGCCGCCACGUCCUGCAGCCCGGCCGCCACGUCCUGCAGCCCGGCCGGUACAUCGGGAAUCGUGGGUGGUGCUGAGGCGGGAGCUGCAACGCCGCCGCCGCCACUGGACCCGUGGCCGCCCGCCGGAGCUGUAA